This is a messenger RNA of Oncorhynchus keta (chum salmon), 2798 nucleotides long. Its product is annotated as oxygen-dependent coproporphyrinogen-III oxidase, mitochondrial-like. Gene Ontology annotation, cellular component: mitochondrial intermembrane space; cytoplasm. NCBI's taxonomy places the organism in Eukaryota, Metazoa, Chordata, Actinopteri, Salmoniformes, Salmonidae. Gene Ontology annotation, molecular function: coproporphyrinogen oxidase activity. The coding region runs from base 252 to 1595 and encodes 447 amino acids. The record is from RefSeq and is a predicted model, not a curated record. The transcript is spliced from 7 exons.
CCUACAGAAAAGCACUGGCUUGUGGGUCUUGAUGUUUGCUGUAAUUUACUGUCAAUCAAACAAACCUGGACAGACUCAUCGAGAACACCAUUUCCCAUGCCUCCUCGCUCGGUUCAAGCCAAGGACACACCCCCGGACCUUAGCUUGCCUACACGGCUGUCAACUUGUGAUUGUAGUUUUCAGUUUUGCUAGAUGGAUGUCUACAAACUGUACAUUUUACAUGGAGAUGACAGCUAGAUCAUUUACAAGUCAUGGCGACCAUCGUUCUUUAUUCCAUGAACAGAACGGCGCAAACCACGGCGAGACUAUGUUUUUUUCCGUAUUCAACGCGAGCUUCCAUAGUGGACUCGCGCAUAUCUUUCUUCCAUAACACUUCGGUCCGCCGGUUAACUCCGCUUCCGGGAGCAAGGUGGGUUCCCAAAGCUACUGGAGUGCAGUUCAUGUCCAAUGGGAUUGCAGGCAAAACGGCAACCGGGCGAACCAGGAGAAGUGCCCUGCUGGUUGCUGGAGCAGCGGCGGCAGUGGUGGGUUUUGUGGCUAGCGCUAGUCACUUUCAGCGGGCUGAAAUGGCAACCAUGAUCACCAAAACCGAGGAGACGGAGAUAUCGGAGAAAUGCAAGAAGUUCAUGUCUCCGCCGUGUACUGACGUCAAAGUGCUGCAGCAGAAGAAAGAGGAAAUGUGCACGAGGAUGGAGAUGCUGAUCAUGGAGACUCAGGCGGAGUUCUGCAGAGCGCUCGAGGAGGUGGACGGCGGCAAGUUCAAAGUGGACAAGUGGGAACGGAAAGAAGGUGGCGGGGGCAUCAGCUGUGUGCUGCAGGAUGGGAAGGUGUUUGAGAAGGCGGGGGUCAACGUGUCCGUGGUGUUUGGGAACCUGACCGAGGAGGCCGCCAAGCAGAUGCGCAGCAGAGGGAAGGUUCUCAGAGGGAAAGAUGGCAUCCUGCCAUUCUGUGCCAUGGGUGUGAGCUCAGUCAUCCACCCCAAGAACCCCCACAUUCCCACAGUGCACUUCAACUACAGAUACUUUGAGAUAGAAGAAGAAGAUGGUGAGUGUCAGGCACUAAACAGUGGCGGUACAGACCUGACUCCUACCUAUGUCAAUAAGGAGGAUGGCGCUCACUUUCACAACAGUCUGAAGGAGGCCUGUGAAAAACAUCACCCCAAGUACUACCCCGACUUCAAAAAGUGGUGUGACCGGUACUUCUACAUCCGCCAUCGUGGCGAGACGCGGGGCAUCGGUGGCAUCUUCUUUGACGACAUGGACUCUCCCAGCCAGGAGGAGGCAUUCAGCUUCGUUAGGAGCUGUGCCCAGACCGUGGUGCCCUGUUACCUGCCCAUUGUCUACAAACACCUCGAUGACCCCUUCAGCCUAGAGGAGAAGGACUGGCAGCAGGUGCGGAGAGGCAGGUAUGUGGAAUUUAACCUGGUGUAUGACAGAGGGGUGAAGUUUGGACUGGCCACCCCAGGCUCCAGGAUCGAGAGCAUCCUCAUGUCUCUGCCCCUCACAGCCAAGUGGGAGUACAUGCAUGAACCUCCUAAAGGUUCCCAGGAGGCCGAUACGCUGGAGGUGUUACGAAACCCCAAGGAGUGGGUCUGAAAUGGCCGUUGCCGUGGAGAUACCAACCUGACUCAGCCUUCAGAACAGGAGCCGACAUGAGCUGUUGACUGGAACAGGCGUCCGUCCCUUUGACUGCUUCGUCAUCGGCCAACUCACCGCUGAUGCAAUUAGCUAGUUGUUACUGGAAAAUGCACACCUGCCUUUAUUUCUUUUGCUGUCUGUUUCUUAUUGCUUGAUAUACUAUUGUCUGUGUCAGAUAAGCCUUAACACUACCAUUUACAUUUUUUAUCCAGAGUGACUUACAGGAACAAUUUGGGCUAAGUGCCUUGUUCAAGGCACAAACAGAUUUUUUUCACCUAGGUGAUUUCAAACUAGUGACCUUUUCGGUAACUGGCCCGACACUCCCUGAACCGCUACCCCUUUGCCUUCCGCCCGACUGCUUCAGUUAAUAUUUCCUGUGUACCAACUGGUUGAGAUUGGCUUGCUCUCUAGCUACAUUCUGAGAGCCCUCAUGGUCUCCUGUUGGGGAUUAAUCAGAAGUAGUUGGGUAACAUAGAUAGGAUGUUUUAUUUUCAUGAUAUGCUUAUGAGUUAUUUCUCAUAAGAAUGUAUUUUGUUGUACUAUAGUGGUGGCCAUUUGCAUUUUAUCUGUUCUCUGUCAGGACUAAGUUGCUUGGGCCGCAGAGAGGGGAGAGGUCAAGGUGUCAUCAUGUGCAAACAUAUAUUUUAAACCAUGUGAAGAGAUGAUUGAUGGGGAAACAAUUAUCUCCACUGUGUCUGUGUGCCAGUCACUCCCUACUUUUCCCAUCGGGGAGAGGAGGAUAGAAUGGUUCCUGACACUUCCAUGUUCCUUCUCUCGUUGCCCCUAUCUUGACCUAGAGGCUCACUUUCCUCUCCGUGAACUUGUCCAGAAUUGGUUGUAUUUAGGAUGGAGUAUCUAAAAUGACAAUUUGAUAUAUGUCAUUGGGAGGGGGUAAUGUCUUGGUACCAUUUUGUACCAAGGACGAGAUAAGAGCUUUGUUUAGGAGACCAAACGGAACGAUUAUUUAAAGUCUUUCUUUGUGUAAGUUCCUAAGACCUGUGGUUUGUCAUGUCAACUAGGGGGGGUGGAUAUUUGCUAUAAAGGAUCCCAGUUGCCAUUAUGUUGAGCACUCUUAACUUUUCAUUAGAGAUACUGAACUGUUGAAAGUCAAAAUGCUAUUGCAAAAGCGUAAUUAUUAUUAAAGGUGAAGAUUAAGCAUAA